Debaryomyces hansenii CBS767 is the source of this 3582-nucleotide messenger RNA. RefSeq names its product Vid21p (gene VID21). The transcript has a single exon. Lineage: Eukaryota; Fungi; Ascomycota; Pichiomycetes; Serinales; Debaryomycetaceae. Bases 1 to 3582 code for a protein of 1193 amino acids. The record is from RefSeq and is a predicted model, not a curated record.
AUGAUGAUAAAGGAGGAAGCUGAAGGGAUUUUGAAGCAAAGGAAUAGCAAACUAGAAGAGUUGCUUCAUCUCGCUGCUGAUCCUUUGCUUACCGAUAUAUCAAGUCAUAAGUCUCGAGUGAGUGAGUUCUUGAAUGAUAAUGAUAUUACCAAAGAAAAAACGUUUGUAGUUUCAUCGUUACCGGGGGUAUCGGGGAGUGGAAGUUUUGCUGAAGCUAUGCUGCAAUCGGUCUCCAAAAGCAUCUAUAAGGUUGAGGAAGCUAAGGAACGGACGGAGAAUGCAGCCAUUGAACAAGGAUUGAAAAGAAGAACUGAGUCGAUUAGCGACGAUAGGAAACUCAAGAUUUCGAGAAAAAGCUCUUCGCAAUUGAGUGAUUCGAGGUCGGGCAGUAUCUCUAAAUCGACGUCGGAGAUCACGAAACCAGUAGCUCCACCAGUCAAGUCGCAAAAGGAGAAUAUCCAUCUUGAAACCAAAGAUUUCUUGAAUAGGGAUAUAGGUGAAUUGGAGAUUUUGUCCGUCCCCGAGCAUUAUCCAACAAAACCUCCGAAUGUUUCGUCUUUGGCAGAACUCUACUAUCUCACUCAGACUUUACCAUUGAUUAAAUUGUUGCCAGGUAGUCACAAGACAUUAAUAACUGAAAAUUACGAGCUAGCAUUACUUGAAGGGAAGAUUGCCGUAUUAUAUUCAAGAAUUGAGGAGUUGAAAAGACAGGGUAAAUGGUCAUUAAGACAGCCUAAGAGAUACUACGAUCCUUAUAUCUAUACUAAGAGUAACAAUGGGAAGAAAACAUUCCAUGGUGAUAGUCUUUUAGAAGAAGGAAAAUGGAUGGCAGCAGACUUCAAAGAAGGCUCAAAGUACAAAAAGGCUUGUUGUGUGACUAUGGCACAGGCUGUUAACGAUUAUUGGACAUACGGUAAAGUCAUGUGCAUUCGUAGGAAAAGAAUAUGGCAUAUAGGUGAGAGAAGAGAAGAAGAAGAAAUCCAUGGCGAUCUUGAAACCGAUCUAGUUGAUGGCGCCGAUUCUAUGGCUAUUGAUGAUAUAAACGUUGAUAAUGACUGUGCUCCUUUGGAAAUUACAGGAAACGAAUUGCAGAAUAUAGUGGUCAGCGACGAUAAAGUAUCAACUGAGCCAAUAUCAAACGAUGAACCACAGCGUAAAGAAGAAGAUGAUAUCGAUUCGGCAGAAGUAGCGGAUCAAGAGGUAUCAGAAGAUCCAUCGCAGGAUAAACCGGUGGAUGAAUUGAUACCAGAGGAGGAAGUUGAGCUUUCUUCCAUCGAUGUAAAGUUGCUCUUAUCUAGACCCAAACCGGAGGACGAAAUUGUACCAACUAAUCUACCAACAUUCUCGGAGGAUGAUUUAAAGGAGAUGGGACGCGAUUCAAAAGAUUCUGCUCCGUUCAAGUUGCAUGCAAAUCUUAACGAUUUAAAGAAAAUUGACCAAUCCAUUAUUAAGAAUUUGCCCAAAUUUACCGCUUUCGACAAUGAAGACAGUAAUAUGCCAGCACCAGCCUUAAAACCGGUAGAUUCUCCAAUGAUUGCAGUUUCAAGACUUUUACACCCAUUUGAGGAAGACGAUGAGUGGUAUAAGAUAGUCCUUAAAGAAGGCGAUAGUCAUAAGUCAAAAUCCAAUGUUUCUAGUGGACCUCCAGAGUACCAAAAGGGUCUUUUUGGAUUUCAAUCUCACCGCCGUUUCAAUUACUUGAAGCCUCCUAAACCUCCAUUGAUUAAAAAUAUUGAAUUCAGAUCUCCUACUAUCUGGUUACCACAAGAUGACAAACAUUUAAUCCAUUACGUAGCAGAAUUCUGUUUUAACUGGGAUUUAAUUUCUGAACACUUACUGCCGUCAGCUGCUACCCUUAGGAAAUAUGAAUCAAAUAUCGAAAGAAGAACACCUUGGCAGUGUUUUGAGAGGUAUAUACAGUUAAACGAAAAAUUUCAAUUCUCUGAUAUGAAAGGUAUCUAUUCAUAUCAGGCUCAACUGUGGUUAGAGCACGCUCACAGAGCUCAACUGACUACAAAAAGAAGAAUUUCACCGUUAGGGGUUGGUAACGAAUCGAUCCAACGAGGACAUAGAAGGUUACGUUGGGCGUCAUUAUUUGAUGCUAUGAGAAAGAGCAUGAAAAAAAGAGAAGAUGCUAUAGCCAAGUUGAAUCAUAGAAGGACUCCUGUCGACUAUAGCGCUAAUAACACUAAUGUCAAUUCACCUGAAGCAUCAAAUAAUGGAACGCCUGGACCAAAUAAUGGAAAGCGUCCAAUGGACCGCGUACCAACACCUGCUGAGCUCUCGAAAUUGAAGUUUGAAAGAGAUAAGUCAAUUCAAGAAGCAUAUCUCAACCAACAGGCUACCAGAUCUAGAAUGAUAGCUGCCGUUGCACAACAACAAAAGCAACAACAAAAUAACCAAGGUAAUAUACCUCGUCCUCCGUCUCAAGGACCAGGACCGAAUGUCGGUGUUCCACCACCACAACGAGGUCAAAUUGGUGUCCAAGGAGGUCCUACGAAUACACCUACAGGAUCCCUUGGUAAUCAGGUACCUCCACUGCAACAACCACUGCAGGCGGCACAAGGUGGCAUGACUAAGAGACCAACCACACCUAACGGUACCGCAUACACUGCAGAACAAAUACAACAGUUGUUGCAAAUUCAAAAACAAAGAAGACUUAUGCAGCAGCAAAAUCAACCUGGUAAAACAGGAAUUAGCCCGAGCCAACCAAAUACUCCUGCAUUAAUGCAAAAUAUGCCGCUUAGUUCUAAUAAAACAACUGUGGGUGGGAGCAACAUGCCUCUAUCUGGAAUGCCUAAUCUGACCCAACAAGUAUCGCUUCUGCAACAGGGCCAGAAACAACAAUUGGGACCAAGCCAACGUCAACAAGUCCCCGUAUCACAACCGUCACAAGGACAAGGGUCUUCCACAGGUGUACCUGCGAAUAAAUCACGGAUACAUUUUGCGCCUGCUCAAGUAUCGGCGAUCAUAAACUCGAUUCAAACUAAGAACCCAAAUUUGACUAAAGAACAGGUCACGAAAUUGGCAGCAACGUAUUUGGCAAACAUCCAACAGCAACAGCAAAAUAGAGCAAAUCAACAGCAACAACAGCCACCUCUGCAACAUCUGGGUGCAAUUGGCCAAGGUCCAGCAGCCCAUAGACCCGGACAGAGUCAAUCCCCAUCCAACCAAAAGAAACCUCAGGUAGCUACGUUGACUCCACAGGAAAGAAACCAAUUACAAAUGUUGAAGGCUGCCAAGACUGCCCAGCAACAACAGCUCCAACAUCAACAACAGCAGCAGCAGCAGCAGCAGCAGCAGCAGCAGCAGCAGCAACAACGUAGGCCUGGCUCACCAAUGGUUCCAAAUGCUCCUCUUGACCCCAACAACAUGGCUAAACUAGAAUAUGAACAAAGAAAGAACUUACUAAUUCAAAAGCAUCAACAACAGCAGAGACUAGGUAACAAUUCAAACAUACCGGGCCAAUCUACACCAAACUUAGCAUCUAUGCCUCCUUCCUCAUCGUCUUCACCAUCUUCAUCGGUCAGUGGUCCUGCCUCAAAUUUACCAAAUUCUAACAAAAACGUUCCUAAAAAGUAG